AUUUCUGUAGGAGACUUCGUCCUACGUCCAGCUGGUGUGUAGGCCUAAGAUAGACCUGGGCGAUAAGACUAGACGACUCGUGAUUUUCAAGCCCCGUUUAAAUUGUAAUUUUUAUUUUAAAAAUGUAAUUUUUUUUUUCAAUGAAUAGUUUUAAAAAUCUAUUUAAAGGCCAACUGGGUCUAUUUCUCUGGGGUUCAAUAAAUGUUUCGCUUCCUAUAAGCUGCAGUAGUAAGUAUCUUUUAAACUUUAUUGUUAGCCAGCGGCCAUCAGACAUUUUAAGUUUAAUAAGUAAAAAUGCGGUUUAACACAAAUUUUCAAAAUAUCUUACUUUAUUAUCUUUUUUAAAGUACGAAAUAUAAAUAGAAACCAGAAGAAGAAAAAUUCAUUCAAAAUGAAUCGUCAUUCUGAUUAACUUUAAUUUCAUGUUACCAUAAAUACAUAACCUGACAUUAAUCAUUAUAAAUUAUUAUAAAUAGCAACAAAAAUAUAUGUGCAUAAAGAUAUCAAAGAAUGUAUAAGUUUUAAGAUUCCCCAAAAAAAAAAAAAAAAAAAAUAUUAAUAAUAAUGGAAAUGGAAUGCUGACUACUGUCUUCUUGUAAUACAACUGUAAGGUUUUAAACAAAUUUUCGAACAUUGGUAUACUCUUACGACAAGCCUGAGUGCUACGAUGCUAAGGCCUUUUUAAAAUUGUAUUUAGCACUGCGUGUAAUAUGGAUGGUGUACGACCUGGUGAGGUGAGAGGGUGAGUUAAUUCCGCGUUUGUGUCAUUGGUCUCUGUCGUCAACUUGACUGUGUAAACGUGGAUUGGGUGACAUUCCAGGAAAUGAAAGAAAGUAUUUAGAUUGAGUCUAUACUUUUUUUUCAACGGAAACAUAUAUAACAUUGAGACUGUCUCAAUUGGCCUCACACAACUUACUGGAAUCGAGCUUAGAAACAAUUCAUUUGAUUUUGGAAUGUACCGGAGUUGAUAAAAGUGGACGUGAUCCAAUGUCAAGCGAGUCCGUUCUACACCUAUUUGGACGUACCCCAUGGCAUUUUCGAAAAAAAUCAUUUCAAGUUGUUGUCACUUGUCACUAUUGAAGUUUCCAAGCAAUGUGGCCUGUGGUUACUUGUAACUAUUGAAAUGACCAACCAUUGUAACCGGUGGUAACUUGCCACUAUUGAAGUUACCAACCAAUGUGACCAGUGGUCACUUGUAACUAUUGAAAUGACCAACCAUUGUAACCGGUGGAAACUUGCCACUAUUGAAGUUACCAACCAAUGUGACCAGUGGUCACUUGACACGAUUAAAAUGACCAACCAUUGUGACCGGUGGUUACCUGUGGCUAUUAAAGUGGCCAACAAAUGAAACAUACUACAAAAAAGAUUCAAGAAUGGGAUUGAAAAGUCCUUGUCAGCUUGUCCACAUUUUCUCAUAUUGAUUUUUAAAAAGAAAUACAACGCAGAUGCGUUACUCCGAAGUCGCCAUUUCUUGAUUUGAAGCGCAAACAGAAAAAAAAAACAAAAUAACAAGAAACAUUGGAAGCGCAAACUGCCAAAGAUAGUUUACCUCUUUUUUUUAACUUUAAAAAAAGUGUGUUUAUUUGUUGAAAUAUUUCAGAAAACAGAAUGUAUUUUCUUGUACUGUUUACUGCGCUUCUUGUGGGCACGCUCGCUCAGGUUAGUGUACCAGUCUAGUGUACAACAUUUUAUAUAAGUGUAUUAACAUUAGAUACGAAAAACAUCAGAAAUUGUUUUAACAUCAUUGAGUGACACUUAAAUGUAGAUAGCGUUCUGUUCAAUUUCUAAGUUUCAACAGGUAAAACUAGAUACCUACAUUAUUCAUUUUUUUAAUUGGAUGGGAUUUUUUUAGUUAAUUGAAAAUGAAAUUAGUUGUUAUUUAAUGGGGGAAAAAUCGAAAUAUUAAUAUCAAUUUAGUGAUGGAAAAAAUUUAAGUUGGGCUCACAUAUUAUAUUGCAAUUGAUCUUUACAUUUUUCACUAAAUACUUUUUCUUAAGGAUCCCAUUCUACCCAACAAUAAUUGGCUACAUUAUCUGGGGAAGAAAAAUGCUUUGCUUGACCCUCUGAUCGUAAGUAGAGAUGGAGAUUUACAACUAGUUAAUCCUUAAUUAAGGACUCAAAUAUGUUACCUCUCAAAGAGAUGUUACCAAAUGGGUUCAGCUGAACACCCCUGAGAUGGACACUACUCAACAAAUCAUGACGCUUAAAUCCAUAGACGCCCUGGGUCAUUAAAACAGCUUUUUACCGCGAACUCGACAAUUCGUCACGACUCUUUGUAAAUCAAUUAUUUUAAUGUAAAUGAGACAGCCAUAAGAACAGUGGGGGGGGGGGGAAUGUAUUCUUUAAAAGAAAAAAUCUCACAUCAAUCUGAAUGUUUCCUCAGACCCCCAUCUUACCCUUUGACCUGAGCAAGUUUGAGCUCCUGAGCAGGAGGAGCGCCGUUGACUGGUUGUUGGUGAGUCAUACGAUAAGCCGCAGCACGUUUCUGGUCUCACUGCGCACCACCGAAACCGUGACGGAUGGCUUGAAACGUCUCGUCAAUCUGGUGUCCGGCUUGGAGUGGCAAAUGAUUAGUUGUGUUCUGAAAGUAGCAGCUACUGAAUGCGUUCAUGACAAAAAAAAACGAUACGUGUAUUCGCUUGUUCUCGUUUUUAGGAAUACGCGUCAGGGGGGUGGGUUUUUUUUUUUUUUCUUUUUUUUUUUCAUAGAGGAGGGGUGUGAGGGGCGCUAAGAUGAGUUGAGAUUCAGUUGAUCAUGGGCUCCACAUGUCGCAUUUAAAGAAAGGCAUAAGAUAAAACUAAGAAGAAAGUCAUCUUGUGGCUCCAGAUAAUGUUUCUUCUUUAUCAAGCAUUUUCUUUAAUAAAUAAUGGGCCGAUUCAAAGAUCCUAUUAUCAUUACUCAAUCUCCUCCCGUGUAAAAUGGGGUGAUCUGAAUAAUAUUAAGUUAGUACAAUGUUUAGAGCAGCUACUGUAAUCCUCAGCCUGACAACGGAACACUUCUUCAAUGGAUUCAUUUGCUGGGCAGAAAAAGCGUCCUUCUUGAUCCCUUGAUUGUAAGUAAGAGAUUGACAACUUCUAUUUUAAGCUAUUCUGUCUGCACGGCACAAGAAUGUCAAAUCUAUUCUAUCCACAUGGCACAAGAAUAUCAAAUCUAUUCUAUCUACACGGCACAAGAAUAUCAAAUCUAUUCUAUCUACACACGGCACAAGAAUAUCAAAUCUAUUCUCUCUACACCGCACAAGAAUUUCAAAUAUAUUCUAUCUACACGACACAAGAAUAUCAAAUCUAUUCUAUCCACAUGGCACAAGAAAAUCAAAUCUAUUCUAUCUACACGGCACAAGAAUAUCAAAUAUAUUCUAUAUACACGGCACAAGAAUAACAAAUCUAUUCUAUCUACACGGCACAAGAAUAUCAAAUCUAUUCUAUCUACACGGCACAAGAAUAUCAAAUAUAUUCUAUCUACACGGCACAAGAAUAACAAAUCUAUUCUAUCUACACGGCACAAGAAUAUCAAAUCUAUUCUAUCUACACGGCACAAGAAUAUCAAAUCUAUUCUAUCUACACGGCACAAGAAUAACAAAUCUAUUCUAUCUACACGGCACAAGAAUAUCAAAUCUAUUCCAUCUACACGGCACAAGAAUAUCAAAUCUAUUCUAUCUACACGGCACAGGAAUAUCAAAUCUAUUCUAUCUACACGGCACAAGAAUAUCAAAUCUAUUCUAUCUACACGGCACAAGAAUAUCAAAUCUAUUCUAUUUACACGGCAAAAGUAUAUCAAAUCUAUUCUAUCUACACGGCACAAGAAUAUCGAAUCUAUUCUAUCCACACGGCACAAGAAUAUCAAAUCUAUUCUAUUUAGACGGCGCAAGAAUAUCAAAUCUAUUCUAUCCACACGGCACAAGAAUGUCACACAAUAUCCUUCGAAAAUAAUUUCUUUUAGGUUAUUUUUUAUCUUUCAAUGCAUUGAUUUACGUUUAACUUACGUACCCCCAAACGGUCCAAUUAACAUGAGUUCGUCCAACAAUCCUUACUCCCAAACUGUCCAAUUAACAUGAGUUCGUCCAACAAUCCUUACUCCCAUGAAUAUCACACAAGGUCCUUCGAAAUAUUUUUUUUUAAAAGUUAUCUUUAAUUUUUCAAUGCAAUGAUUAACGUUUAGAUUUAUUAAUACGUAACCCCCUCCACCCCCACCCCCAACAAACUAUGCAAUUAAGCUGAGCUCUUCCAUCAUUUCUUACCCCCAAACAAUGAAAUUAAGCUGAGUUCGUAAAACCUUUUUCAUUUUUAUGGCUGCUCUAAAUUCAAGUGCUAGAUGUAUAUAUCAGCUAACGGUGGAUUUUUUUCUUUCUUUCUUCCUGUUUAUCUGGAUACUAGAUUAACAUUGUUUCACGUCUUUUAUUUUUUUUAAUUUACUUUUAUCAGAACCAACUUCUACCCAUAAACCCCCAAUGGAUCAAUCUUCUGGGCAAGAGAGCUGCCAACUGCAUCGAGGAUCCAACUCUAUCCAUAAACCCUCAAUGGAUCAAUCUCCUGGGAAAGAGAUAUACCAGCUGCAUCGAGGAUCCACUUCUAUCCCUAAAUCCUCUAUGGAUCAAUCUUCUGGGCAAGAGAGCUGCCAGCUGGAGUGAUAUCGUCAAAGUAAGUAAACUAAACAGCCAUAGUGUUAAAAAGCUUGAGCCCUCUCGUGCCCACUUAAAUGGAUCAGUGUGGAUAUUUCACGCUCAGUGCUUAAGGAUAACAGCUAGAUGAGUUGUUUUUUUUUUUUUUUUUUUUUUUUUUUUUUUAACCUUGAAAGUAUCUGCAUAUUACCAAAAACAUUUAGUGAAAAGAUAUUUUUAAAAGAAUUCUCAUUGACUCUAGCCACAGGUUGCUUUAGAAAAGCCGAGUUUGUUUUGACGUCCGUAUGUUUAAAAAAUUGAACUGAAGUUUAAAUGAAGUAUAUUGUUAAUAGGAGGAAGAAAAAAAAUGGUAGGCGCGUCAGUAUGCUCCAGAUUGGCACCUGGUCACUUUUUUAAAACGAAAUGCACCGAGGCGUUGCCUAUCACUUAAAAUAAACUAAUCUUUUUUAAAUGUAUAAACUUAACUUUACUAUAAAAUGAAGUUUUAAAUGGAAAAUUAUUUCUUUCUUAUUUCGUAUCUUACAUUUUAAAAGAAAGGAACGAUUCCCUGCCCACCCCAAAACCCCCUCCCCCCACCCCCAACUCGUACUUUUAUUCCAUAGGCUGCCCUUUCAACCAUCGAUAACUUGAAGGAAAUUCCGUUUCCUAGCAAAAAAAGGAUUACUUCGUUAGACUCCUUGCUGGUGAGUACAACUUCAUGAAACACUUGGUAUUAAGCAUCCACAACGCAGUCAAAUUUAGAACAUAAUUUGAUAAAUUCAGAACUGUAACUUACCUGACCAGGGGUCACAAGAUUAAAGUAAAUACCAUUUAAAAACAAACAAACAAACUUCAAGCCUAUACGACAUAUGUAUUUGAAAUAAUAAAACAAAUUUCUAAGAGCCAUUCACCGGAGAAUUAAUGAUCAUAUCUUUACAAACAUCAACGGUUAACUUUGUCUAUGAUCAGCUGAUGCAUUAAAAAAAAAAUAUUUUUUUUUAAUUUAACAAUGAACUAAUUCAAAUGUAUGGCAUAUUCCUCAGGCGAACAUUGAUUGGAAUAAAUUACAGCCACUGUUAUCUAGCAAGAAGCGUGACAUCGUUUAUGAUCCCUUUUCAAUAUUCAACCCUUUAAUUUUAAGCAAGAAAGGAUUCGACCAACUCUCUAACCCGUUUCUUAUGAACCCAAGUCUGAUCGGACGAAAGAAGCGCCGUGAGGCCAUCGCCGCCCCGAAUCUUAACGAGGCCGCGUUACAAAACGGUAAAGGACUCCUGGGACAGCCAUUGGGCAAGAGGCAGAUAGACUCCAUCAUUAAACCUAUUGACACUGGGUUCCCUUGGUUGAAUACUGUCAGCCCUAAUUGGAUCCUCAGCAAGAAACGACGCCAGUCCAUCAUUGCCCCACUGGGGACAAGUAUCUGGGGCAAUGGAUUGCAUAACCCACUUACAGACGUGAUUGCAAGCAGGAGAAAUCUGGAGUCCAUCAUUGCGCCCACCGACUCGGGGAUCAUUCCUUUCAACCCUAAUCUGAUCCUUAGCAAGAAGCGCCGCCAGUCCAUCGUCAGUCCAACAUAUGUUUUGGGACAACCCACUGGCCAUUAUCCACUUAUAGAUCUGAUCCUUAGCAAGAAGCGCCGUCAGUCCAUCGUCAGUCCAAUAUACAUUUUGGGACAACCCACUUAUCAUUCACUUACAGAUGUUAUCGCUAGCAAGAGGACUACUGAGUCCAUUGCUCAACAAAGUGGCACUGUGUUCAAUGGGAUCAUCCCUUUUGACUAUAAUCUUAUCCUUAGCAAGAAACGUGAUGUCGUUUUUGAUCCUUUGAAUAUCAACCCAUUCAUCAUCAGCAAGAAACGUGAUGUCAUCUUCGAUCCUUCGAAUACCAACCCAUUCAUCAUCAGCAAAAAAAGGGAUUUUGUCUUCGACCCACUCCAUCCUAACGUCGUCAGCUAAACAUGCAAUGUAGAUCCACUGAUCUCAGAUCUCAUUCACCCCAUCAAAGACGAAUACUAUUUUUAUAAACUUCAGAAUUAUGACAAAUCUAAUUAUAAGUCCAAUUAAUAUUCCCAAAGUAAGUAGUAUAAUUAUUAUUUUUUUACUUGUAAUUCAUUUCAAGAUUUGUGGCUGAAUGGGAAUAAAUAAAGAAAAAUGUAUUCACAUGUUAAGAUAUAUAAAAAAACAACAACUCAGAAAUGUAUUAGGUAUUAAGUAUUCAAACUAUAGAAGUCCUCAAGUUUCACUUAGUGUGAACGCAAACAAAAUGUGGUUCAUCGUUUCCUUUGAGUAAGUCUCGAGCAUAAAAUAAAGAGCCGUUUGAUUGAUAUAUUUUUGUUUUUUGUUUUCAGUGUUCUCAUUGUUGUGUGUUUCCUAAAUAUCUUCUGAAAUUGUUUUCCAUUCAAUUCGUUUAGCGCAGUUGAGAACCUCGUUUGCUGGUGAUGUUUUCAUGAGACUUGCUGAGUAAUAUAAAGAAGUAAAAAAUUUGUAACAUUUAAACAAUGUAUUUAAUAUAUAUAUAUGUUACCGGCAAUGUGUGAAAUGCAGGCAUUGUAUAGAAUGCCUAGGCAUUAUAUAGAAUGCCUGGCGGUUUUAGGCAAAGUAUGAAAUAUUUUAUUUUCGUGAUUAAGUUACAUACUUUGCCUAGGCAUUUUAUACAUUGCCUAGGUAUUAUAUAUAAUGACAAAUAUAAUUCAGGCAAAGUUUCAAAAGAGCGUAAAGAAUUUUUUUUAUUGGAAAAACACAUUUGAAUACGAAAGAUAACAAUAAAACUGGAAAGCAAAGGUGUCAUUGAGCUACUUGUUGCAGCAAGUAAGGCUCGAGUGGCAUUUUGAAUUGCACUUAAUUUUAUUUUUCAAACAAAGACACUUUAUAUUUUGGCACCUGGUCUUGCACAUAUACGUCACGUAUCCUUGACCGCUUCCUGUUGACUGAGAGAUAGCUGCAGAUUGGAGAGGUAUUUAAUGGGCCGGGACGUCUUCAACCCUCAAUAAAUCUUUUGGACAUACAGUGAACUGUGAUAUCGAAUGCAAUUGUUUCAAGAUUCCGUGUGCAGUUCCAAGUCGGUAAAAGCCGUAUUCUGUCUCUGUCAUAACAACUGCCAACAGAUUGCGCGAGUCACACCGUCCCUUGUCAACGUCAGGAAUAGGAACUCGCACAGUGGCUCCUAAAGGUGCAGAAGGGAAUUUUUUUAUCAGAGUUUAUUUUCAUUUUUUUGGUCUGGAUUUCAAGAUUCGAUUUAGAUUCUUUUCUAGCAUCUAUAGCUCGCUUUAUCUUGAAACACAAGCUGCACAAAAUACCAACACCAUAACCUUCUAUUUCCUCGUCUCCAUCGUCUUUAGCAGCAUUCCCACAGAUCACAUGACAUUACGGGGACAGUUUCGGCAUGCAAGGGCACCGCCGCUUUCUUUUAAGCAGACACAACAAACACCCGAAGUGGAAGGCUCUUCGGUAACCAUGACGUCACAAUCAGUUUGGUUUCCUCCAUUACUGGUUGCAUUCUCUUCAGUAUUCUUUAUAGCAGGCUCUGUAUCUUGCAUCUGACGAUUGGCUUCCUCCUCCUGUGUUGUUUUUACGCUUUCUAUUAUUUUUUCGAGUUCUUUCUCAGUCUGUAUGUCUUGCAAAACGUCAGGGGGUAUGGAAGACGUUGCAAUGCCCACUUUAGCUUUGCAACCAAACAGAGCUUCAUAAGGCGUUCUCUUGAUCCCAGAAUGAAAGGCCAUGUUAUUCAUAAGGCAUUCUCUUGAUCCCAGAAUGAAAAGCCCUGUUCUUCAUAAGGCAUUCUCUUGAUCCCAGAAUGAAAGGCCCUGUUCUUCAUAAGACGUUCUCUUGAUCCUAGAAUGAAAGGCCCUGUUCUUCAUAAGUUGGAUGAAUCGUAAUCCCUCAGCCCAGUGGUCAGUUUUUUGUUACCUUGCAUCCAAGCACAUAGCAUGUUUUCGAUGUCUUGAUUAGCUCUUUCGACACUGCCCUGGCUUUGUGAGUGGCACGGUUUACCAUGGACGAUCUUCAACUUGGGCCAGUACUUCUUUAGGCUGUUCACCACAUUGUUGGUCAAUUCCCGGCCAUUAUCGGACUGUAGAAUUGAUGGAGCUCCAAGCAGCGUAAAUAUUUCCACUAGUGUGUAGGCUACCUCUUCGCCCUCUUGGAUGUUAAAGCCCUCAGAACCACAAACUUUGUGAGAUGAUCUUGGUACACCAUUAUACAUUUAUAUUCCCUGUCAGGAUGGGAUUGAAAAUCGAUAAGAUCGACCUGACCACGGGAGUUGAAUUCAGCAAAAAUCAUAGGCUUCACCACAACACCCUUUGUGACACCUUUUUGUUUCUUCUGGCACGGCUCACAAAGGUGGAGGUAAAGUUCAAUAUCAUUACGUGUAAUGCUCUUAUACUUGUGUGAAAGUUCUUUCAACAUUCUGUCCCUUCCUCCAUGUCCCACGGCCAAAUGAGCCUCGUGAAGUACGUCAAAUAAUUCUGAAUCCGUGACAUAGAACUGAAUAGCACUGUCGCCUUCUUUAACAGGAUAGAUCAACUUGCUUUUGUUCUCUACCGCCAUUAAAUCAGAGCGUUUCAGCAGCCAAUAGUCUCGUGGUUUCCUCCGAGUUGUCAUCCGAGCCAUUUUCACAUCAUCCACUAAUUUUUGGUAACUAGUUUCCGUUAGAGAAACGCAGUUUUUAGCAGUGUUGGCUCGUAAUUGAGAAAGUUCAUCGUAGAACCGCCGUUGCAUGUCAACAUACCGUGAUUCCUGAUCUGAAGCUACAAUCUGAUCUUCCAACAUCUCGGCAGCCAUCUUGAAACAAUAGGGGUAGCGUCUUUGGCGGGAGUACGAAGCAUGUGUGUCGUGAUCACAACGCCACCACCAAGCAACGAAUCCAACAUGAAUGGCGGGGUAUUCUAUACAUUGCCGGGUCGCUCUUAGGCAUUAUAUAGAAUGCCUAGGAAAUGUGUAAAAUAUAAACCAUUUCAUACGUUGCCUACAAUUUUCAGGCAUUCUAUAGAAUACCUAGGCAUUCUAUAAAAUGCCGGAUUUCACACAUUGCCGGUAACAUAUAUAUAUAUAUAUAUAUAUAUAUAUAUAUAUAUAUAUAUAUAAUAUAUAUAUGUCCGAGAGAGCAACAUUAGGUCACCGUCUGAAGCAACUAUUCCGUGCCCACUGUGUCAUAGAUUAUUCCGAGCAAGGAUCGGUCUAGCAAGCCACCUACGAGCUCACCGUAAUCCCAACCUCCCCCUAACCGGAUGACUCGAUGGUCCUAGUCGACUUCGACGGACGAACAACAUAUAUUUGUAUAUAUAUAAAGUAUUGAUGAAGUGGGUGGAAGAGAUGGUUUGCCCAUGUUGCCACUAAUUAACUAUAUAUUGAGUGCCAGCAUUUUUUUUGCUCCCCCCCCCAAACAAAAAAGGACUUUCCUUUUUGGGGAAGUAAGGGUGGCCGAGCGGUGCGAACUUAGUCAAUCCCAAGAUUGUCGCCUGGCGUUCAAUUCCCAGUAGAAAGCCUAGACAUGCCAAAAACAAAACCUGCAUCUCGGCUGGAUGGGACACUUUAACCUUAGUUGGGCACUCACCUAAGAGAGCGCAAACUCUGGAAUCAAACCCGAAGAUGGAGUCCCGUAGGUGCGACGACACGGACUCAUUGAAAAUUCUGACAGCUCCUGCGACGUAGAACGCAUGAAGAGCACAGUGAGACCCAAGAAUCGUUGCUGGUCAUCCAAUGCUUACAGGUCUAUUUCCAAUAAUAUAUUCCUUUAAAUAAAAAUCUGAUAUCUCACAAAUGACAGUUGUUUGGCUUUGGU
Lymnaea stagnalis (great pond snail) is the source of this 10372-nucleotide messenger RNA. Lineage: Eukaryota; Metazoa; Mollusca; Gastropoda; Lymnaeidae. The record is from the annotation of a GenBank genome assembly.